GAGAAUUGGACGAAUGAAAGGGAAAUGAAGCAGAGACCAACUGACCCCAUUUCUCUUGUAUAUAAGCGGAUCAGCGUCCCAUGCUGGACACAUUCUCAGCAUCAUGGGAAGUUCUAAGAGUUGGUUUGCUUGGGCAACUGUGAGUUGCCUCGUACUUUCUGUAUCUAGCCUCGGGGGAGGAGGAGGUGGAUACGGAGGAGGAUAUGGUGAGGCAGGCCACGGUAGCGGAGGAGGAUAUAGCGGUGGAGGUGGUGGGGGAUAUGGUGGUGGAGGUGGUAAAGGAGGCGACACUAUUUUUCUUGCCCUACCCAUUGAAUCUGUGAGUGGUGGACAUGGAGGAGCUGGAGGUGGAUAUGGAGGCUUCGGUGGAGGCAUUGGAGGAUUCAGUGGUGGUGGAAAGGGAGGAUUCGGUGGAGGUGGAGGAGGAUACGGUGGAGGAGGAAAAGGAGGAUUCGGAGGAGGUGCUGGAGGAUAUGGCGGAGGUGGAUACGGCGGUGGCGAAAAAGGAGGAUUUGGAGGAAGUGGAGGAGGAUAUGGCGGCGGAGGAUAUGCAGGAGGAAGCGGUGGAAAAGGACUGUCAUUAGGAGGCGGUGGAUAUGGUGGUGGUGGAUAUGGAGGUGGUGGAAAAGGAGGUAGCGGAGAAGUAGCCAUCGUCGGUAUUAGUUUAUCUCAACUUGGAGGAGGAGGUGGCCAUGGAGGUGGCGAUGCAGGAUAUGGAGGCGGAGGAUACGUAGGUAGCAGUGGAGGAGGAUAUGGGGGUGGAAAAGGAUCCGGAGGUGGUUAUGGAGGAGGAUCUGGUGGCGGUUAUGGAGGAGGAUCCGGUAGUGGUUAUGGAGGAGGAUCCGGUAGUGGUUAUGGAGGAGGAUCUGGAUUUGGAAAAGGAAGUGGUGGAGGAUAUGGAGGAGGCUCUGGAUUUGGUAAAGGUGGAGGUGGAGGAUACGGAGGGGGAGCUGGUGGAUAUGGAGGAGGAAAAGGUGGAUAUUAAUGAAGAGACAGAUAUCGUAAAGAAGACGAACUAGCAGUGAAUCUGUUUCACUAAAGGAAAAAAACACUUCUUCAGUUGUACACCGUACAGAGCCGAGACAACUUCGUCUAUCUCGUGAAUUGUAUAAAAUACCAGCCGCUCAUCUGGAUAUUCAAGAAUUGAAGAUAAAAUUAGCACCUCAAUUCUUUCAAUGUUAUUUAUUAGAAGCC
This is a messenger RNA of Argiope bruennichi, 1194 nucleotides long. RefSeq lists its product as uncharacterized. Lineage: Eukaryota; Metazoa; Arthropoda; Arachnida; Araneae; Araneidae. Bases 104 to 985 code for a protein of 293 amino acids. The record is from RefSeq and is a predicted model, not a curated record. The transcript is spliced from 4 exons.